AACAGGGUCACCAGGAGGGAUCAGCAAAUGCAGUUGGAAGUCCCACCCAGUUGACUACAUGAAAAUGGUGGAAGCCUGCAAUGGGGACUUGGCUGUGGUAGUUGUAACUGAAGGUCAAGGUUGGGAAAUAGAGGAAGCGGAUGUUUUGUUUGAAUCAGAUUGCGUGUCUAGUGGAGAUGAGAGGAAAAAAAUAUUGGAUUUACAAUGGCAAAUACAAAACGAUAUAAGAGAAGAAAAGUGGUAGUGGAAUCCAAGCCAAGUUAUUUUGGAGAGCACCACCCUGACAGUCACCAAUGGCAGUUGCAGUGCCCAAACUCUCCAGUGGUGCUGUUGUCAAAAUCCGCUACAACAGCAUAGAUGUGGGCACCACUCGAUGGAAGGAGGGGACCUUUGAGGUUCUUGAGAAGGAUAACAAAGUCAACCUGUGCCUGAAGUUUAGUGCCGGUGGUGCAGCCAAAAGUUUCCAGCUCAACCAUAAUGUGAAUAAUGUCGUGAUGCAGCCCAUACACACUAUGAGACGAAUUGUGGUGACUCUGAAGGAUGACAGCAUAGUCACCCUUGAGAGGGUUCCCCCUGUUGUGGCUGAGAAAAUGAAAGAAUACCUUGAAAAGCUGAAGCAUGGAAAAUCAACCGUUUUAAAGACCUCCCAGGGAAGUGCCAGCUUUGGUGUGCUCGGGAAUCGAUCCGUAAAGAAUGAGACUAGUCCGCAUGGAGAACGACAGACAACACCCAGGCGACCCAUUGUGGACAACAGGGAGGAGACGACAACCCGCAAGCCCCUGGGUAGCCCCAGCAGAGUGACCUCCACACCUGCCCGCAGUGGGCUGUCUGAGAACAGGAAUGAGAAGAGGAAGAGACUCCACAUCUUUGACUGUGACCUGACUGAGGACUACCCCAAGGAGAAUGACUCAUCCAGCAACAACAAGGCCACGUCGGACCCCUCCAGGAAAUUUCUGCUGAGCUGCAAAGACAAGCUGAAACAGGCGGAGGAGAACCGUAGCUCAGUUUCACUGGUCCAGGCACCACUUCAGCCCACGUCAUUCUACGGCAGCCGAUCGGCGACCAAAGAUUACUACGCGAGUCAAUCCUUUCUAGACAGGCCAUCCACUACAUCCCAGACCACCUCGGCUAAGAGAAGUCUCAUGUUACCCAAUCACUCAACCCCCUUAAAGAAAGUGCGCCCCACUCUGGACUACGGUGGCUGGAACAAACCGAGACCGUCCACUCUGGCCCAGCCCCAGCCUCCACUGCAAGGAUUCUCCAACCUGGGCAACACGUGUUACAUGAACGCCAUCCUCCAGUCUCUUUUCAGCCUGCCAUCAUUCUCCAAUGAUCUUCUGAAGCAGGGAAUCCCAUGGAAGAAGGUCCCAUUCAACGCCCUGCUCAGACGCUUUGCCCACUUGCUGGCCAAGAAGGACAUCUCGUGCCCCGAGGUGAAGAAAGACCUGCUGAGGAGAGUGAAGAGUGCCAUCUCCUCCACCGCCGAGCGCUUCUCCGGAUACAUGCAGAACGAUGCCCAUGAGUUUCUGAGCCAGUGCCUGGACCAGCUGAAGGAGGACGUGGAGAAAAUGAACAAGAGCUGGAAAAGCGAGUCGGCUGCGGCCGCGUGGGAUGAGCCUCCCCAGCAGGCGGCCGCAGCUCGGCCCGGGGAGGAAGCGAACACCUCGCGCAUCUACACCUGUCCUGUGGUGGUUAACAUGGAGUUUGAGGUGCAGCACACCAUCACCUGCAAAGACUGUGGCGAGGUGGUGACCAAGCGGGAGCAGUUCAACGACCUGUCCAUUGACCUGCCUCGCAGGAAGAAGACCAUCCCUCUCCGGUCCAUCCAGGAUUCUCUGGACCUCUUCUUCAGGAUCGAGGAAAUCGAGUAUUCGUGUGAGAAGUGCAGUGGGAAAGUGGCGACAGUGACUCAUAAAUUCAGCCGACUCCCCAGAGUUCUGAUUCUGCACCUGAAGCGCUACAGCUUCAACGCCCAGCUGUCACUGAACAGUAAGCUAGGCCAGCAGGUGAUGAUCCCCCGCUACCUCACGCUGCUGUCCCACUGCACGGACGCCACUCGCCCCCCACUCAGUCUGGGCUGGAGCGCAAACGCCGCCAUGUCACGAACACUGAAGGCCUCCCAGUCGGUGAACUCCUCCUCACUACUUCGGAAAUUGUCUCUGAAGGCGGGGGGCAGCUCCAGCACUAUCCUGGUGGACUCUGACAGCGAGGAGGAGCUGAGCCGGAAGGUGGUGAGCCGCAAGCGCCGCCUCAGCGACUGUCUGCCCGACGACAGAGCAGAUGAGGUCCAGCGAGGUGUCCACCACACAGACGCGUCAGACUUCAACAGCAUCAACGAUGAGGAAAUGCUGGCGGCGGUGCUGGAGAUGAGUCGCCAGGACGCUGGGCUCUCCUGCCACGCCCCUGAGGACGAGCCAACCAGCAGCCCUGACACGGGCUUCGGCGACGCAGACGCCCAGGAGAUGAACUACCGCCCAGACCUGCUGGAGACGGACACUAAGCCGUCUGCAGACGUGCUGGACUCCCUGGACCUGACCAUGGACGAGAACAAGGAGAACCAAACCCCUGAGGGGGUGCAGGGGGAUCUGGACUGGGUGCAGCAGUAUGGCCUGGAGCAGGAGAGGGAGGAGCAGGAGCUGCAGCAAGCCCUGGCCCAGAGCCUGCAGGAGCAUGAAGCCCAAGAGAUGAGGGAGGACGACGACCUGAAGAGAGCCACAGAGCUCAGCCUGCAAGAGUUCAACAAUUCGUUGCCGGAGCUGCUGUGUUCAGACGAGGACUCUGGGAACGAGGAGGUGCUGGAUAUGGAGUACAGCGAAGCAGAGACCGAGGAUCUGAAGAGAAAUGCUGAGAGUGGAGACUUGGCCAACUCGUUCCGGCUGAUCAGUGUAGUCAGUCACAUCGGGAGCAGCUCCUCCUCUGGCCAUUACAUCAGCGACGUGUACGACAUGAAGAAGCAGUCGUGGCUGACCUACAACGACCUGGAUGUGUCGCGCACGCAAGAGGCCACGGUGCAGAGAGACCGCGACCGCAGCGGAUACAUCUUUUUCUACAUGCACAAGGAUGUGUUUGAGGAGCUGUCUGAGCUAGAAAGGACAGGGGCCAGUGGAGGAGCCUCUGAGGCAGGGAGGACUGUCCUGCAGCCCCUCUGAGCCACUAGUCUGUCAUCAGUCACACACCAACCAACACACUGAGCUCUCCCCAACAGAUGGGUCGGGUUUGGGAUGAAGGAGAACCUUUCUCCAGUACUACUGAUCACCAUCUACAUUUUUCUGUCUUCAGGCACUUUGUGCUUUUUUAAAACAAAAUAACAGGCCAUGGUAGCUUCUGUCGCGAAGGCAGGCUCAGACGUCAGCACACACAGCCAACGUCCUUCUCGCCAGGUCUGUUCAGAAAUGAGAGACGGUGCUCUCAAAAGAAAGAAAAGAGACUGUUCUUUGUUUAUUAAACCCUGAGAUAUAUUAGACCUGAACUUUUUCAGGCUUCUUUAUUUAAUUUUCUAUGAUUUGUUGUUGUAAUAUAGUGUUUCUUGGCACACAUGAUAUUAACUGUCAUGCAUUUAAGAAAUUAAAUAGUAUGUGUCAGAUGCUUGAUGCUGGUGCUCCUUGGAUUGUAUGAUUUUUACUUUUUAUUUCCAAUAUAAUUUAAAUGUAUUCUAAAAUAUAGUUCAGGGUAAGGAGUGUGUACUUUUUUUGUUCUAUACAGUGCAUUUGGAAAGUAUUCAGACACCUGGACUUCUUCCACAUUUUGUUAUGUUACAGCCUUAUUCUAAAAAUUUUUUUUUUUUUUUAAAUUGUCCCUCAUCAAUCUACACACACAAUGACCAGCAAAAUCAGGAUUUUAGAAAUGUAAAAUCGGGUUCACUUCCGAGCUCCGGCUGGGCCACUCAAGGACAUUCAGAGACUUGUCCUGAAGCCACUCCUGCAUUGUCUUGGCUGUGUGCUUAGGAUCGUUUUCUGGUUGGAAGGUGAACCUUCGCCUGAGGUCCUGGGCACUCUGAAGCAGGUUUUCAUCAAGGAUCUCUCUAUACUUUGCACCGUUCAUCUUUCCCUCUAUCCUGACUAGUCUCCCAGUCCAUGCAGCUGAAAAACAUCCCCACAGCAUGAUGCUGCCACCACCAUGCUUCACUGUAGGGAUAGUUCCAGUUUUCCUCUAGAUGUGAGGCUUGGCAUUCAGGCCAAAGAGUUCAAUCUUGGUUUCAUCAGACCAAAUAAUCUUUUUCUCAUGGUCUGAGUCCUUUAGAUGCCUUUUGGCAAACUCCAAGCGGGCUGUCAUAUGCUUUUCACUGAGGAGUGGCUUCCGUCUGGUCACUCUACCAUAAAGGCCUGAUUGGUAUGCUGCAGAGAUGGUUGUCCUUCUGGAAGGUUCUCAUCUCCACAGAGGAACUCUAGAAAACUCUCUGUCAGAGUGACCAUCGAGUUCUUGAUCAUCUCUCUGACCAAGGCCCUUCUCCCCCAAUUGCUCAGUUUGGCUGGGCGGCCAGCUCUAGGAAGAAUCCUGGUGCUUCCAAACUUCUUUCAUUUAAGAAUGGAUGGAGGCCACUUUUCUUGGGGACCUUCAAUGCUGCAGAACUGUUUUGGUACACUUCCCCAGAUCUGUGCCUCGACACAAUCCUUCAACCUCAUGGCUUGGUUUUUGCUCUGACAUGCACUGUCAACUGUGGGACCUUGUAUGGACGUGUGUGCCUUUCCAAAUCAUGUCCAAUCAAUUGAAUUUACCAUAGGUGGACUCCAACUGGUAUCAACAUAAAGGAUGAUCAGUGAUAACAGGAUGUACAUGAGCUCAAUUUUGGGUCUCGUAGCAAAGGGUCUGAAUACUUAUGUAAAAUGGGAUAGUUCAUUUUCACACCACAAAUCUAAACCCGCUUUUGCUUUCUCAUUAUGGGGUAUUGUGUAGAUUGAGGAUUUGUAUUUAUUUCAUCCAUUUUAGAAUAAAGCUGUAACAAAAUGUGGGGAAGGGGUCUGAAUACUUUCCGAAUGCACUGUAUGCCGCAAAACGUGGCGCAAUAUUUAUUUUGUGGGAUGGAUUUGCCAAUUCUGCUUGUAUUUGUUUCAAGUUUGUUCAUUUGAGUUGGGUGAUAAAGGAAGUUUGCAAUUUCUUUCACUGAUUUACUUAUGGACUGUUUGUUGCUGUUUUAUUAAUGUUUUAUAAAUCUUAAGCUAAACA
Molecule: messenger RNA, 5163 nt
Organism: Oncorhynchus keta (chum salmon)
Lineage: Eukaryota; Metazoa; Chordata; Actinopteri; Salmoniformes; Salmonidae
Product: ubiquitin carboxyl-terminal hydrolase 37-like
Exons: 24
Coding region: 294-3149 (951 amino acids)
Biological process (GO): protein deubiquitination; G1/S transition of mitotic cell cycle
Cellular component (GO): cytosol; nucleus
Molecular function (GO): cysteine-type endopeptidase activity; cysteine-type deubiquitinase activity
Source: RefSeq, a predicted model, not a curated record